AAGUUGCGUUUGACAGUCUGUUGUGACUUCCGUUCUCGGAGGUGACCCGUGUGUCCGCAGAUCAUGGCUGCUCAUCUGCUGAGACGGUACCGGGGAGACCCUGAGCCUGAUCCGAAUCAUAUUCCCGGGCCUGAGCCUGGGGAGCGCAGUAAGGAGAGAGUAAUGGUUGCCUCUCAGGAGCAGAUGAAUCUGGCACAGCUGCCUUUGGAGCAGAGAGAUUACUGUGCACACCACCUUAUCAAGCUUAUGAAGUGUAAGAGAGACAUGUGGCCUAACUUCCUGGCUUGUAAACAUGAACGCCAUGAGUGGGACUUGUGCCAGCACCAAGAGACUGAGGAGUACCAGAAAACUUCAGUUGGGGGGAACGGUUUGCAGAUUAGGCUGCAAUAAGUUAUGUGCAGCGGAUGAAGCAAUAUGAACGUGAACGUCGUCUUUUGUUGAGGAGGAGUAAACCAGAACAUUUGGAAGCAGCUUGACCUAUGUAAUGCGUGUGACCCAUUCUUCUGUUUGUCUUUUUGCUGCCUGCAAUAAAGUUUCCUUUUGCCCUCA
Messenger RNA from Bombina bombina (fire-bellied toad), 549 nucleotides. It is a transcript of the gene NDUFB7, whose product is annotated as NADH:ubiquinone oxidoreductase subunit B7. Lineage: Eukaryota; Metazoa; Chordata; Amphibia; Anura; Bombinatoridae. Gene Ontology annotation, cellular component: mitochondrion. The transcript has 4 exons. The record is from RefSeq and is a predicted model, not a curated record. The coding region runs from base 64 to 390 and encodes 108 amino acids.